ACUAGUAGUGGCGGAGCAAGCAUGCAAAGCAGUAGCAAGAGUGCGAGUUCAAAGAAAUCUGAAGCGAGUUCUUCAUCAUCAUCAAGCCAUGCUGCAACUACUAGUGGCGGUGGUGGAGCAAGUAUGAAAAGCAGCAGCCAGAGCGCGAGUUCAAAGAAAUCUGAAGCAAGUUCAUCAUCAAGCAAAACAUCUGCGACUACUAGUGGCGGAGCAAGCAUGAAAAGCAGCAGCCAGAGUGCAAGUUCAAAGAAAUCAGAAGCGAGUUCUUCAUCAAGCAAAACAGCCACAACUAGUGGUGGUGGUAGCGGGGCAAGUAUGCAAAGCAGUAGCCACCAUUCAAGCUCAAGUAAAUCUGCAAUGAGCUCUUCAUCUUCAUCAAGCCACGCUGCUACAACUAGUGGCGGAGCAAGUAUGCAAAGCAGUAGCCACCAUUCAAGCUCAAGCAAAUCUGAAAUGAGCUCAUCAUCUUCAUCAUCUAGCUCAACUACAAAUAUGCAUGGCCAAGCCCCUAGUUCAGCAGGUACUCCAGAAACAAAUAUCAAUCACAAUAGCCACAAAAAGAUAGAUAAUAUGAAUACUUCUCACAAUGCAACUCAUACUUCUAAUAACUCGAACUCAAUGAGCACUAAUGUUUCAAACAGAUCCAAUGUCAACCAAACAGGUACAGCUGCAGGCUCUGGCACAUUUAGUGCCUCUAGUACAAAAACCACUAGCAAUCCAAAUACAGGGGUGCAAACUGUUCAUUCACACCAAAAUGGGGUGGUAAAUAAUGCAAACCCACAUGCGCAUGCAAACCCUGUGAAUAAAACAAAUAACGAGGUGAUUGUAACCAAAAAUAAGCAUCAAUCUACAAGUAUAACUGAGGCACUUAAAAAUAGAAGUAACUUCCUGCUGAAAGUAGAGGAGUUUGAAGUCGAAAGAGAUGGAAACAUUUUAUAUAAAGUUGCAGAAAAAAUCUCCACUAUUACAAAGGAUGACGUUAACCAGGGACUUGAUAUUAUUGGCACCGACUUAGUAAUGAAAGCAGUUAUUAUAGACUUUACAACUCUAGUUGAUGGCACAACCAGAGAACUUCUGCAGCCAUAUAUUAUUGUUGCAAUUAGUGGAGCGCCUGUUACUGUAAGCAUCGCAUUUGUUGAAAUGAAUUAA
Nematocida ausubeli is the source of this 1149-nucleotide messenger RNA. RefSeq lists its product as uncharacterized. The annotation marks the transcript as partial. NCBI's taxonomy places the organism in Eukaryota, Fungi, Microsporidia. The transcript has a single exon. The record is from RefSeq and is a predicted model, not a curated record.